AUGGCCUCGCGACCCUUCCACUCGACAUCUCAAGUUGGAUCGCCCAGUCGAGAGGGGGAUAACGAGGUCGCUUGUUGCUGUCCAGGGCAACUGGUGGAGCGUGUGAUGCACGUUUCCACACGUCCGCUACAUGCCUACCCACUUGCAGCCGUCAAUCUGUCGGAUGCAUCGCAGGAUUCUGGCCUCGUCCGUCCCCGCGAAUCGGCUCUGCUCGCCAAUUGGGAUAUGAGGCAUUUCCGUGCGACCGGGUCGAUGAAGAGUGAAGUGGCAUGGCUCUCCGAGGGUGCUGCUGCCGCCACCGCCGCCGCUGCUGCUGCCGUUGCCGUUGCCGCUUCUCGACUAUCAACUAUCCCUGGUAGACCCUGGGUCGUCGGUACUGGACGUGCAUUUCCGCGUUGUCUGCGGUGCUCCAGACACCUCCAUCAGACUCCAGAGUGGCCAAGAUUCCAGCCACCCCCAGUCCCUGGCCUGAAUUCCGAGCUGUCGAGCGCGGCACUUCCCCGUCUGCCGCCGGUGUGCAUUCGAUGA
Messenger RNA from Ilyonectria robusta, 528 nucleotides. RefSeq lists its product as uncharacterized. Lineage: Eukaryota; Fungi; Ascomycota; Sordariomycetes; Hypocreales; Nectriaceae. The record is from RefSeq and is a predicted model, not a curated record. The transcript has 2 exons. The coding region runs from base 1 to 528 and encodes 175 amino acids.